Molecule: messenger RNA, 1534 nt
Organism: Microtus ochrogaster (prairie vole)
Lineage: Eukaryota; Metazoa; Chordata; Mammalia; Rodentia; Cricetidae
Gene: Btbd19
Product: BTB domain containing 19
Molecular function (GO): protein binding
Source: RefSeq, a predicted model, not a curated record
UCAGAGGCUUCCCACCCAGCUGCUGCCUGGGCAGGCUCCCAGCCUGGGCCUCAUCCACAGCCAGCUUCUCUGGGACCAUAGGCCUGCCCAGCGGCAGCUUCUUUGGGUCCUCUCUGAACCCGCAUCGCUUACCUGAACCUCAGGUUUUCUUUAGGGACCUGGGCCUCUUUUGUCCUAGACCUUCAGCUCCUCAGCAAACGGUCUCUACAGCUCCUGCUCUCCCUCUCAGGCCUCUCUUGCCUCACUAGGCCAUUUCACCCUUUGUUCUGCUGCUCAUCCCACUCAUGGAGAACCCAGGACUGGUUGUGCACGGGCAGGCUGCUUCCUUUUCCACAGCACUCCGAAGUCUUGUCAACAACCCCCGGUACAGCGAUGUUUGCUUUGUGGUUGGUCAAGAACGGCAAGAGGUGUUUGCCCACCGGUGCUUGUUGGCCUGUAGAUGCAACUUCUUCCAGAGACUUCUGGGGACAGAGACGGGCCCUGGGGUACCUAGUCCUGUGGUGCUAAGCACGGUGCCGACCGAGGCCUUCUUAGCUGUGCUGGAGUUCCUGUAUGCCAACAGCGUCACCCUGCACCGCUACUCAGUGCUGGAGGUGCUGACAGCAGCUGUGGAAUAUGGGCUGGAGGAACUUCGAGAGUUAUGCCUGGAGUUUGUGAUGAAGGUUCUGGAUGUGGAGCUGGUUUGUGAGGCCCUGCAGGUGGCUGUAACCUUUGGCCUGGGGCCGCUGCAGGAGCGGUGCAUAACCUUCAUAGAGGCUCACAGCCAGGAGGCUCUACGAACCCGCGGCUUCCUGGAGCUAUCGGCCACUGCGCUGCUGCCCGUGCUACGCAGUGACAAGCUCUGUGUGGACGAGGCUGAGCUGGUCAAGGCAGCCCGAAACUGGGCGCGCGUGGGCGCCGCGGUGUUGGAGCGACCGGUGGCAGAGGUGGCGGCUCCAGUGGUUCGAGAGCUGAGACUGGCCUUGCUGGCCCCGGCGGAGCUGAGCGCCCUGGAAGAACAGAACCGACAGGAGCCACUCAUCCCGGUGGAGCAAAUUGUGGAGGCGUGGAAGUGCCAUGCCCUACGGAGAGGAGAUGCGGCCCCGGGGGCACCGUGCAGGCGGCGAAGGGGAACCCUGCCCCGGGAUCACCACCGUUUUCUGGACCUUCGUUUCAAAUGAUCCACUUCCGGAACUUGGGAGGCAUCUGAUCUGAUCACACUCCAAACUACAGCUCCCGAGGUGCCUUGCGCCCGAGGCGGGCUUCCGCUCCCAGCAAGCCCUGCGAGCCGGAGGCCGGAAGGACCAUGUAGGGCCGGGCCAGUGCCAGUGGACCCGAGUUGGAGUCGUGUCAUGGGCUCGGGCGACGCCCCGAGGCCGGAAGCGAGGGUGGCAUGUAUUCCAUGAGCUCACACCACAUCCUGCUGCCGGUCACUCCUCUGUCCCUCUAUUCGGUUGACGCUGUUAUCUAUGUAGCGCAUCCUCCUUAACAACAAAUCAGCUUCCUAGCCUGGCGAUGGUGGUGCACGCCUUUAAUCCCAGCACUCGGGAGGCAG